Molecule: messenger RNA, 541 nt
Organism: Macadamia integrifolia
Lineage: Eukaryota; Viridiplantae; Streptophyta; Magnoliopsida; Proteales; Proteaceae
Product: O-fucosyltransferase 38-like
Exons: 3
Coding region: 139-495 (118 amino acids)
Source: RefSeq, a predicted model, not a curated record
UUCGCCGCUUAACUGAUGAGCUAGCUCCCGUGUAGCAGACCUAGCAAAUCAGGGUGAAAUUAAGGUGAGCGGAGAAUUGAUAGAAGCCAAAGCGAGAAGAAGGUGAGAUAGAAGGAACUGUGAAAGGGAUCUGAUGAAAUGGUAAAUUGGAGAUCAUCUUCCCAUCACAGAGGCUCUGCAAAAUCUAAAUUUCGUUUCAAAGCAUCUCCCGUUUCAGUAACUGUUUACACUCUACUUCUUUUUGCUUUAUCCAUCAUAAUAUUCAUCUUCCACUCGAGAGAGAUCCUUGAAGAAGAGCAAAAUCCUUUCUUCUUGGAGAAGUCUGAAUCUGAAAAGAUAUCUGAUGAUCAACUAUGGGGUGCUUCUUUCAGCUAUGGUUUCCACCCAUGCGUUGUGCCUACGCGUGCACAUAAAGAAGCCCAAGGAUGGGAUCACUAUAUAACUGUGAGAAGCAAUGGAGGACUGAAUCAGAUGCGAACUGGUGUAAGUCAGUGAACUUUCUAUAUAUUUUUUCUUUAUAAGUUUGCGGCCUCUAAAUGUU